This is a messenger RNA of Ogataea parapolymorpha DL-1, 4050 nucleotides long. RefSeq names its product L-aminoadipate-semialdehyde dehydrogenase large subunit. NCBI's taxonomy places the organism in Eukaryota, Fungi, Ascomycota, Pichiomycetes, Pichiales, Pichiaceae. The record is from RefSeq and is a predicted model, not a curated record. Gene Ontology annotation, biological process: L-lysine biosynthetic process. Bases 1 to 4050 code for a protein of 1349 amino acids. The transcript has 2 exons. Gene Ontology annotation, molecular function: phosphopantetheine binding; L-aminoadipate-semialdehyde dehydrogenase [NAD(P)+] activity.
AUGGAGUACUGGACAACCAAGCUCGACACCCCAACGCUCAAUGUUGUGCCACUGGAUUUCAACAGACCAACCACCGGCAAGAUUGUGGAGUCCAGGCUGUCUGUGCCCCUGAAGACGGCCGCCUCAUUCCAGGACCUCCUGGCUACUUGGAUGGUUUUAGUGUACAGACUUACCGGAGACGACGAUAUUGUCGUGGCCACAAACACGCCAGCCGGAGAGGCCUUUAUUGUCAGACUUUCUAUUGAUCCGGCCCUCUCGUUCAAAGAGUUUUCUCGCCAGGUGGCAGAGACCUACGAUAUCGGCACUAAAAAUCUUGUGCCGCUUGAAGACAUCGCUGCCUACUUCCAGAAAUCCAAGGGUUUAGAGUCCCCUCCUGCGUUGUUUACCGUUUCUUUCCAGUACGCCCACGAAAACGAACAGCUUUCAACCUCGGUUCCAGGCUCUGUGAGAGACAUUGCCGUUUUUUUGCACAAAUCCGGAGAGGAGCUUUCUUUGAGCUUCUACUACAACUCUCUGCUCUACUCUCAGCGCAGAAUCGAAAUCAUGGGCGACCAAUUCAACCAGUUUUUGCAAAGCGUGUCUGAGCACCCAGAAACGGCCAUCUCGAAGGUCAGUCUGGUCACCGAGUCGCAGAAGUCGGUGCUUCCAGACCCUACUGUCGACCUGGACUGGAGCAACUACAGAGGAGCGAUCCAGGAUAUUUUUAGCGACAACGCCGAUAAACACCCGGACAGAACGUGUGUGGUGGAGACAGCGUCGUUCUUGCAGCCGGGAGCCAAAGACCGUGUGUUCACGUACAGACAGAUCAACGAGGCCUCUAAUGUUGUCGGGCACUAUCUGGUGCAAACAGGCAUCAAAAGAGGUGACGUCGUGAUGAUCUAUGCGUACAGAGGCGUCGACCUGAUGGUGGCCGUCAUUGGUGUGCUCAAGGCGGGCGCCACCUUUUCUGUGAUAGAUCCUGCCUAUCCACCAGCCAGACAGACUAUCUAUUUGCAGGUCGCCAAUCCACAGGGUAUCAUUGGAAUAAAGAAAGCAGGCGAGAUCUCGCAACUUGUCGAGGACUACAUUGAGAAGGAGCUCAAGGUAGUGACCCGUAUUCCAGCUCUGGAGAUCCUUGAUGACGGUGUUGUCAUUGGUGGCCAGCCAGACGUCCUCGAGGACUACCAGCAGUACAAGUCCCAAAGAACGGGUGUCAUAGUCGGGCCAGACUCAAACCCUACACUUUCCUUCACCUCUGGGUCCGAAGGCAUCCCUAAGGGUGUUUUGGGAAGACACUUCUCGCUGGCAUACUAUUUCCCGUGGAUGGCUGAAACUUUCCAUCUCAGCGAAAAAGACAAGUUCACGAUGCUCUCGGGCAUUGCGCACGACCCAAUCCAGAGAGAUAUGUUCACGCCGCUAUUUUUGGGCGCCACGCUGCUGGUGCCCACGGCAGACGAUAUCGGAACCCCAGGUAAGCUGGCCGAGUGGAUGUCGCGGCACGGUGCUACCGUGACACACCUCACACCAGCCAUGGGCCAGCUGCUGACUGCGCAGGCCGUUGCCGAGUUCCCUACGUUGCACCAUGCGUUCUUUGUCGGCGACAUUCUCACCAAGCGCGACUGUCUGCGGCUGCAGACUUUGGCCAGAAACUGUGCCAUUGUCAACAUGUACGGUACCACCGAGACGCAGCGUGCGGUGUCGUACUUUGAGGUCCCAUCCAGAGAGCAGGACUCGCUGUUCCUGGCCAAUCAGAAGGACGUUAUGCCUGCCGGUAAGGGUAUGUUGAACGUGCAGCUAUUGGUGGUGAACAGAAACGACAGAACACAGACCUGUGGUGUUGGUGAGGUUGGCGAGAUAUACGUCCGUGCUGCUGGUCUGGCUGAAGGCUACAGAAACAACGACGAGCUCAACAAGCAGAAGUUCGUCACCAACUGGUACACUUCGCCGGACAAGUUCAUUGCCAAGGACAAGGAGCUCGACCGAGGCGAGCCCUGGAGACAGGUCUGGUUUGGCCCUAGAGACAGACUGUAUCGGACAGGCGAUUUGGGAAGAUACCUACCGGACGGAAACUGCGAAUGCUGUGGCCGUGCUGACGACCAGGUGAAGAUAAGAGGUUUCAGAAUUGAGCUGGGCGAAAUCGACACGCAUAUUUCGCAGCAUCCGCUGGUUAGACAGAAUGUGACUCUUGUCAGAAGAGACAAAAACGAGGAGCCUACGUUGGUGUCGUACAUUGUUCCUAGAACGUCGCCAGAACUCGAAAAGUUCAAGAGCGCGUCACAGGACGUGGACGACCUCGACGAUCCUAUUGUCAAGGGUCUAGUGGUGUACCGGGAGCUGAUCAAGGAUUUGAAGGCCCAUUUGAAGAAGAGACUGGCUAAUUAUGCAAUUCCGUCGCUGGUGGUGCCAAUGGCCAAGCUGCCACUGAAUCCAAACGGCAAGGUCGACAAGCCUAAGCUACCAUUCCCCGACACGGCACAGCUGGCUGUUGUUGCUCGGUUGUCGUCGAAAGAUGUUGCCGACGUCGAGUUCACCGAGACAGAGGCCAAAAUUAGAGACGUGUGGCUCUCAGUGCUGCCAAACAAGCCGGCUACCGUGCAGCCGGACGACUCGUUCUUUGACCUGGGUGGACACUCGAUCCUGGCCACGCGGAUGAUUUUUGAGUUGAGAAAACAGCUUGCCGUCGAUAUCCCGCUCGGAGCCAUUUUCAAACACCCAACCCUUGCUGCAUUUGCAGCAGAAAUUGAUAGUCUGAAGAAGGACGACGGUUUUGAGCUCGCCGACGGCAAGAACAAUGCCGUUUCUGAGACCAAGGACGAGACCCCUUUGAACGUUUUUGUUACCGGAUGCACUGGUUUCCUGGGAUCGUUCAUUCUGCGUGACCUGCUAAGCAGAAACCUAGAUAUCAAGGUCUGGGCUCACGUUCGCGCCAAGGACGAGACGGCUGCUAUUCAGAGACUCGUCAAGACCGGCAAAACCUACGGCAUCUGGAACGACAAGUGGAUCCAGAGCAUCAAGGUGGUUCUGGGCGACCUUGACAAGCCUCACUUUGGCAACGAGGAGCAAUGGAAGCAGCUUGUCGCCAACGUUGACGUGAUAAUCCACAAUGGAGCUCUCGUCCACUGGGUGUACCCAUAUUCCAAGCUUCGCGACGCCAAUGUCAUUUCCACACUCAAUGUGAUGGAUCUGUGUGCAGAGGGCAAACCAAAGGUGUUCACGUUUGUGUCGUCGACAUCGACGAUCGACGUUCCUCACUACGUCUCUCUCUCGGACAGGCUUGUGGACGAAGGAAAGAGCGGCAUUCCAGAGGAUGAUGACCUGAUGGGAGCAGCCAAGGGACUCGGCACGGGAUACGGCCAGUCGAAAUGGGCUGCAGAGUAUAUCAUCAGAAAGGCCGGCCAGAAGGGACUCAGAGGCGCGGUUAUCAGACCAGGCUAUGUUCAGGGCUUCUCCCAGACCGGUGCUGCCAACACGGACGACUUCCUGUUAAGAAUGCUCAAGGGUUGUGUUGAGGUCGGCGAGUACCCAGAUAUCUCCAAUAACGUCAACACCGUUCCUGUGGACCACGUUGCGCGCGUUGUCGUGGCUGCUGCUCUGCACCCGCCAUCGGCUACUACCCUUCCUGUUGUUCACGUGACCGGCCAUCCGCGUAUCAGAUUCAAUGAGAUGCUUGGAGCGUUGCAAAAGUUUGGCUACGACGUCAAGCGGGCCGACUACUUGCAAUGGACCAAGUCGCUGGAGCGUUACGUGGUUGACGAGGGAAGGGACAACGCUCUGUAUCCACUGCUGCACUUUGUCCUCGAUAACUUGCCUCAGGACACCAAGGCUCCAGAACUGUGUGACAAAAACGCUGUGGAAAGCCUGGUUGCCGAUGCUAAACUUACUGGCGAGGACCGCUCUGCCGGUGCUGGGGUCACAAUGGACGUGCUGGCGAAGUACGUGAGCUAUCUGGUCAAGAUCGGAUUCCUGCCACCUCCACGCAAGGGCGAGAUCGCUCUUCCCGAGGUGGACAUCUCCGAGGAGACGCUAGAGUUGAUUAAAUCUGGUUCCGGAGCAAGAACCAGUGCGAACUAA